AGUCGACUUAGUAAAAGGAUGGCUGUAAACAUUGUGUGGCAAGAUAUCUUAAUCAUAGCCUUUUAUUUUGUAAUUGUGUUUGCUGUUGGGAUAUAUGCUUCAUGUAAAGCAAGUACCGAUAGCGCACAAGGAUAUUUUUUAGCGGGUCAGAGUUCGAAUUGGCUUUUAAUAGGAGCUUCUACAUUUGCAACUAAUAUUGGGGCACCUAUGUUUAUUGGCAUAGCUGGCUCUGCAGCAUCCUCAGGUAUUUCAAUUGUUAUGUUUGAAUGGCAUGCAAUGUUUAUGCUGGUAGCUCUAGGAUGGUUAUUUCUACCUGUUUAUCGGGCUUGCGGCUGCUAUACAAUGCCUCAUUAUUUACAGAAAAGGUUUGGUGGAAAAAGAAUACGCCUAGUUUUGGCUAUAGCUCAUACUCUUUUAACAAUAAUAUCACAAGUUGCUGGUCAAAUGUUUGCUGGCGCUUUAUUUAUGCGACAAAUUUUUGGUUGGAAUUUAUAUCUAUCGGUUGUGCUUAUAUUGGCAGUAACAGCAAUUUAUACGAUCGGAGGAGGUUUAACAGCUGUUUUGUGGACAGACACAAUUCAAACUGUAAUUCUUAUUGCUGGAUCAGCAGCUUUAAGUGGAAUAUCCUUAAAUCGAGUUGGUGGUUUUGCCAAUUUAAGAUGGAGAUAUGAUAGGUCUUACUCGAACAAUACAGCGUAUUUUAAUAGCUAUAGUAAUAAUUUGACAUGUGGCUUACCAAAAGAGAACGCUUGGAAUAUCUUUCGCCCUCUCGAUGAAGAUAACCCUUGGUUAGGAAUGAUUAUUGGACUAACAAUUCUUGCUACAAAUGCUUGGUGUACUGACCAAUUAUGUGUGCAACGUUCGCUCUCUGCUAAGAGCAUUAGCCAUGCUAAAGGAGGGGUUUUGCUUGCUGCAUUCUUAAAGAUAACUCCCUUUUUAUUUUUUGUAAUUCCUGGAAUGGUAAGCCGUGUGUUAUUUCCUGAUGAAAUUGCUUGUUCGGAUCCCGAAGAUUGUAAGAGUAUUUGUGGCAAUGUAAAUGGAUGCUCAAAUAUAGCUUACCCUUUAUUAGUUGUUCGCAUAAUGCCAAUCGGUGUAAGAGGUUUAAUGCUAGCUGCUCUUUUAGCUGCUCUUAUUUCGUCAUUGACCUCAAUUUUUAAUUCGGCGACUACCGUUUUCACUAUGGAUAUUUGGCGUGUGGUCAGGAAAAGAGCUGAAGAGAAAGAGUUGAUGUUAGUAAGCAGACUUUUUACGGUUUUGCUAAUAGGAAUUAGCAUUGCUUGGCUACCUAUAUUAGAAAAUAUUCAGGGAUCUCAAUUUUGGGAUUACAUUCAGCAGAUCUACAGUUAUAUUCUUCCACCUAUUGUAAUGGUAUUUUUAGCCGGGAUAUUUUGGAACAGAACGACUGAAAUGGCUGCAUUCUUGACACUGCUUAUUUGUAUAACUAUUGGACUGGCAAGAAUGAUUAUGACAUUCGCCAUGCCGGGUCCUCCUUGUGGUUCAACUGAAAAAGACAAUAGAUGGCCAAUUAUUUCAAAAGUCCAUUAUCUCCAUUUUGCAAUUAUCUUGGGUGGAUUAUCUCUUUUCCUUCUCGUAGGAAUAAGUAUUAUAACCAAACCAAGACCGAUGCGUAAAUUACACAGAACAACCUUUUGGACAAGAAAUGAUAAAGAAUUUCCCGAAGAAAGUGAGGAUGAGAAUGAGAAUGAGAAUGCUAAGCCUAUUGAAAAGGAAAUCGUGGAAGAAACCGAGGAGAAUGUAACUCCUGACAGAGUAACAAAAGGCCAAAGAAUAAAGCAAUUACUUUUGAAAUAUGUCUGUGGUCAAAAUCAAAAUUCUAACUCUCAAGAAGGACCUACGAAAGAAGAAAUUAAAAAAAUGACUUCUAUUGUAGAAGAUCCAAAGUCAAAACUCCUCUUGGACCUCGGUGCAGCAGUCUGUGUAGGAGUAGCAAUAUUUUUACAUGGUUUUUGGGCUUGA
Molecule: messenger RNA, 1977 nt
Organism: Dimorphilus gyrociliatus
Lineage: Eukaryota; Metazoa; Annelida; Polychaeta; Dinophilidae
Source: the annotation of a GenBank genome assembly